UAGAAAAUGUAUAAUUAAUAGUAAUAAGGUCCUGGAAGAUUAGUUUUUAGUAAUCUCAAGCCUUUAGCUGCUGUAAAAUACUUAAAUUAAACAAACCAAAAAUCUAUAAUUUAUCCAUUAAGAAAACCAAAGCCUACUGUUAUAACAAAUUCGAUGUUCAGAAAUCAACCUCUUAAAGGAGAAUUAUUUUUUGAUCCUAUUAAUCAUGAAGGAGGAUUCCCUUUGUGUACUAUAUCAAUGGCAGAUUAUAAAGAAGAUGGAACAUGUUAAUAAUGUAAUAAAAAAUGUAAGAAUUUUAAUGACUUUGAUAGUCCCCUUAAAGUAAUGGUAUUAUGAUCUGACUCUCGCUACAAUUAUUAUGUAAUUCAGAAACAAUCAAAACAAAAGAGAUAUAAUAGAAUGUGUCAAAUAUUAUGAUGAUGGAGAAUAUGAAAUACUUUAUACAGAUUAUUAAGAAGCUAUUGAAACAGAUUAAUAUUUAAUUGAUGAUCCAAUUAUAGAUGAAUUGAUUAAUGUUCAAAAAUAAGUCUCACAAAAAGUUGGAGGCAAUUAAAAUGUCAUUCUUGAACAAAGUCCUGAUCUUAUUGAAAAUUUUACAAAAAUUAUCGAGAGUGCAUUAUAAUAAUGAUAAAUAUUU
This is a messenger RNA of Paramecium sonneborni, 637 nucleotides long. The record is from the annotation of a GenBank genome assembly. Lineage: Eukaryota; Ciliophora; Oligohymenophorea; Peniculida; Parameciidae.